AUUAGAGGCUGUUCUGAUGGAAACCAAGGCAGAAACACUUAAACAUCGUUUUUGAGCUUUUCCAGCCAAAAGGAAACUAGUUUAAACCUCAACAUUUGCAACUGUGCUUUUAUGGUGUAUUGAACCUGUUUGACAGCAUCCUGGCAUCAGAACAUGACCAUUAGAGGCUGUUCUGAUGGAAACCAAUGCAGAAACACUAAAACAAUAUUUUUGAGCUUGUCAGGCCAUAAGAAAACUAGUGUAAACCACGGCAUAUGCAACUAUGCUUUUAGGGUGUAUUGACCUGUUUGACAGUAUCCUGGCAUCAGAACAUGACCAUUACAGGCUGUUCUGAUGGAAACCAACGCAGAAACACUAAAACAUCGUUUUUGAGCUUUUCCAGCCAAAAGGAAACUAGUUUAAACCUCAACAUUUGCAACUGUGCUUUUAUGGUGUAUUGACCUGUUUGACAGCAUCCUGGCAUCAACACGUGACCAGUAGAGGCUGUUCUGAAUGCAACCAAUGCAGAAACACUAAAACAUCAUUUUUGAGCUUGUCAGGACAUAAGAAAACUAGUUUAAACCACGGCCUAUGCAUCUAUGCUUUUAGGGUGUAUUGACCUGUUUGACAGCAUCCUGGCAUCAGAACAUGACCAGUAGAGGCUGUUCUGAAUGCAACCAAUGCAGAAACACUAAAACAUCAUUUUUGACCUUGUCAGGCCAUAAGAAACUAGUUUAAACCACGUCAUAUGCAACUCUGCUUUUAGGGUGUACUGAGCUGUUUUAAAGUAGCCUGGCAUCAACACGUGACCAGUAGGGGCUGUUCUGAAUGCAACCAAUGCAGAAACACUAAAACAUCAUUCUUGAGCUUGUCAGGCCAUAAGAAAACUAGUUUAACCCUCACGCAGUCUUCGAGGGGGUCAGUCUGACCCCACGAGACAAACUAUGAAACUUUUGAUUCUUUUUACGUUUUUGGCCACAAGGCACCUACGCGUCGCAGGAUCCGCUGCGGCUCGGUCACCGCUCCCUUCUUCUUCGUCACAGGCCCGUCCCGCAUCCUCUCGGCGUCAGGCGCGACCCCGGCCCACAGAACCUCCCCGUCAGGCGUCCUCCCGGGGUCAGGCGCGACCCCAGCCCCAUGUACCUCCCCGUCCCACAUCCUCCCGGGGUAAGGCGCGACCCCAGCUCCCUGUACCUCCCCGUCAGGCGUCCUCCCGGGGUCCGGCGCGACCCCGGCCCACGGAACCUCCCCGUCAGGCGUCCUGCCGGGGUCAGGCGUCCUGCCGGGGUCAGGCGUCCUGCCGGGGUCCGGCGCGACCCCAGCUCCCUGUACCUCCCCGUCAGGCGUCCUCCCGGGGUCCGGCGCGACCCCGGCCCACGGAACCUCCCCGUCAGGCGUCCUGCCGGGGUCCGGCGCGACCCCAGCUCCCUGUACCUCCCCGUCAGGCGUCCUCCCGGGGUCAGGCGCGACCCCAGCCCCAUGUACCUCCCCGUCCCGCAUCCUCCCGGGGUCAGGCGCGACCCCAGCUCCCUGUACCUCCGCGUCAGGCAUCCUCCCGGGGUCCGGCGCGACCCCGGCCCACGGAACCUCCCCGUCAGGCGUCCUGCCGGGGUCCGGCGCGACCCCAGCUCCCUGUACCUCCCCGUCAGGCGUCCUCCCGGGGUCAGGCGCGACCCCAGCCCCAUGUACCUCCCCGUCCCGCAUCCUCCCGGGGUAAGGCGCGACCCCAGCUCCCUGUACCUCCCCGUCAGGCGUCCUCCCGGGGUCCGGUGCGACCCCGGCCCACGGAACCUCCCCGUCAGGCGUCCUGCCGGGGUCAGGCGUCCUGCCGGGGUCCGGCGCGACCCCAGCUCCCUGUACCUCCCCGUCAGGCGUCCUCCCGGGGUCAGGCGCGACCCCGGCCCAUGGAACCUCCCCGUCAAGCGUCCUGCCGGGGUCUUGGCGCCGCGUUAGAAACCCAUUCUUUCGUAGCUCUCAUUGUGGCGUUCGUGUGCAGCCUUGUUCAUUGUGGCCAUUUGCUAAAUUUUCGUGCCCAGAGCGAGUCGCUGCGUGUGAAGAGCCAGUGGCAUCGAUGUUUCCACAGCGAGUCACUGAUCAGCGCGCUGCUGUUGGCAGGUUUAGUUGAGGUUAGGGUGGUCUGUCGAGGAGCUCCCGCCCCCUGCGACUUGUCCACCGGUCUGCGGGGGAGUUGAGCCUGGUUGUAAACCUCCACACGGUGCGGUUCUCAGAGUAUUGGCUGUCUACAAGAAGACGGUAAGAAAAGCGUUUCAGUGAAAUAAUACCUUCUGUUUUAAAAUGUUUGUUAAAAGAAAACGAGAGAGAGAGAUGCUUUGGCUUUUUGGUUUUUCCUUUUCAGCUGCAGACCAUCGCAGUCAUUUGAUCAGAGCGGAGGGAAGCCAAAGGCCUCAGUAUCUUGAGGAUCACAACACAAAAAGGCACAGUCAGACUGUUCCCUAUGAGCCGCCCCAGCCGGGCUCAGAGAUCACCACAAUCCUGUUCAACUUCAUGUGCAACAGCUCCUGCAUGGGAGGCAUGAACCGCAGACCCAUCCUCACCAUCCUGACCCUUGAGACUUCAGAGUACGUAUGGUUUCAUCUACCAGGAUUGGUGUGAGCUGAAAUGUAUUUGCUGGAUAAAGAGUAGUGUUACAUGGAAACCGAGGGUCGACGUGGUGUAACUUGAUCUCCUGCUUUAUGUAUUUGCCUGUUUUAUGUUUAUUUUGUUUCUAAAUGUAACUUGAAGUUGAAGUUGUGCAUCACUGUUAUCCCACCUCAAAGAUAGCUUUUGCAGCCUUAGUAAAUGUUUUUUUUUACGAUCCCUGUGUCCCGGCAGGGAUCGUAAAACAGAGGAGGCAAAUAGUGCCAAACUUCAGACAGGGGCCAAACAAGUGAAGAAAAGAAGUAUGUGUUUGUUUAUUAAUGCUGGGUUUGUCUUUGCACCUUGGCUGUCUUCUAUCUUACGGAUCACGUUUUGCUUUUCUAGAAAGUGCCCCAGCAACAGAUCCUGAUAUGUGCAAAAGGAAGUCUGGCUCAAGCACAGAC
Betta splendens (Siamese fighting fish) is the source of this 3020-nucleotide messenger RNA. RefSeq lists its product as uncharacterized. The coding region runs from base 1117 to 1932 and encodes 271 amino acids. NCBI's taxonomy places the organism in Eukaryota, Metazoa, Chordata, Actinopteri, Anabantiformes, Osphronemidae. The record is from RefSeq and is a predicted model, not a curated record. The transcript is spliced from 2 exons.